This is a messenger RNA of Drosophila innubila, 967 nucleotides long. RefSeq lists its product as uncharacterized. Lineage: Eukaryota; Metazoa; Arthropoda; Insecta; Diptera; Drosophilidae. The record is from RefSeq and is a predicted model, not a curated record. The coding region runs from base 16 to 861 and encodes 281 amino acids. Gene Ontology annotation, cellular component: mitochondrial crista junction; MICOS complex. The transcript has a single exon. Gene Ontology annotation, biological process: cristae formation.
UUCUUUUGCCUUAAGAUGAUACUUGAUUUGGUAUUGCGUACAGGAGCUGUUGUUGCAGUUAUUAUAGCCACAAAACGUUUAGACAUUUGGGAUUCGUCGGAUGAGUCUAUAAAACUGUACAACGAAUCAAGAGAUCGCGCCAAACCGUAUGCCCAGCAAGUCUGUCAAUAUCUAAAUAUCUAUGUACCUCAAUUGCCACCCGAAAGAGAGAAAACCUAUCUGGGCAUCUACUACUACAAUCAAACAGUGAUGACGAUCUUUAGUUUCCUUAGCAUGUGUCCCACAUACGUAUCCAUGGUUCUUGACAUAGUGCCCGGCUUUGUCUCCGAAUAUGGAAAACGCGCACGAGAAGCAUACGAUGAAUAUCAAAAGCAUCGCAUAAUUGAAAAGGAAAAGAAGGCACGGAAAAUUAUGAUUGAUGACAAGACACUUGUAAUGCCAUUAGAGCCACGUCCUGAUCCCGAUCCCGAUUGCAAAUGCGAAAAGCCAAAUGAGAAGUCUACGGAGGGACUUGUUCCGAAAAAUGCACCCAAUUCGCCCUACAACGAUAAUUAUUGUGCAAAAGACUCUGUGCAGGGGGAAGUCAAAAAGUCGAUGCCGGAAAGAAAAUGCAAAUGCCCCAAAUGUGAUCGUAGACAGGCGGAGGGUUGGUUAGAUAAUAAAACUAGAUGUCCGAAGCGUAAUCCAUGUGAAAAAGAUUUUAAUGAGACACCCCGUAAAUGUGAUUAUAAAAGAACGCGCAUAAUUCAUGCCAAAGGCUCAGAUACCCAAAGUAACAAGAAGUGUUUACAAAGUAAAGGAAUUCUAAAUAACGAGCCAUCAAAAGACUUUCAUCCUCAUCAGUGCAAAAAUGAAAUUUAAACAAACCUUUGAUCAAAUUAACUACAGUCGGAUGUUUCUCCAGCCGCACUUCUUGUCCAUUAACCUACAAAAAUUAAAAUAAAUAAAUAGAUUUAAGAAUUGAUAU